AUGGUUGCCCUUACGUACAGGGAUAAGGCAAGUGCAACAGCUGCCUCCCUCCUUAAGGAUGAGAGUUUUAAAAUUAAGUAUCCGGCGCUGGCUCGGGCUCUCAGAGAGUCUGUGGAGCCUGUGGAAGCUAGCUGCGGUGGCGAGGGCUCUAGCCGUGCAGCGAAGCAUUCACCCGGCCAACAGGAAACAGCUAACCCAUCGCCACCUACCACGGGAGUGAAACACGAUGAAGAAGGAUUGGAUGUAGCAGCUGGUAAGGACUCUGUUGCAACUAAUUUCUGCACUGCAGCAGAUCAGAGCGUUCCUGCGUCGUCUGACACAGGCGCAACGACGCAGAUCCCUGCAGAACAGCAUCAGCUUUCUAGUGGGACCAAAUCUCCCUCUACAGCACUGACACAGAGUAACGGAGGUGCCUCUAGUGCGGAGCAACAGACUGCGCCGCAGUCUGCUGCCCAGACCACGCCGCAGCGGACAGCAAAUUCCACUCGUGAGACGCCCAGCGACAGCGGCUGGCCGCAAGAAGUGGGGAAUGCGACAUCAGCAUCUGCCAAUGGGGGGGCGGUCCCCACUAUAGUUGGCGAGGGAAAGCCUCUGGACCCUCCGUUGCACUAUAUGAAGCGGUUAGAGGAGUUGCAACAGGGAUACAUGCGCAUUAUGCAGCAGCGGAACUCAGUCGAACUACAAUACCAUCUUCUACACAGUACAGGACGGCCCCUUUUAGGUACCAGGCAGCCUGGCCCCGCGUCUCUUAGUUCGUCUCCUUCAUUUAUGCUUCCGUCCACCUCAACUCGCCUUCUAGGGCCAUCGGACGUGACCGGAUGGCACCAAGGCACUAGAGAACAGCAGCAGCAGCAGCAAGCGAUCAUGCAGCUUCAGCGUGUGUCUCCUCCCUGCUUACCAAGGGGUGUGCCGUGGGCGCCGGCAGAGAGCACUCCCACAGCACUGCAUCCGACCAGUGGGCCAGAGAGCUUCGCCGACCGCACCGCCUCCCUCUACCAACUUCAGCAGCAUUUGCACCAGGAAAGGCCGCGCCCAACGGUAGAUCCAGCAGUUUUGUACGAAAAAACAGGUAUGGACUUGGCUGUCCAACACCUAAGAGACCAAGCAGAACGGAUGCAUACCCAAAGCCGUGAUAUAACGAGGGCCAUUAUUCAAAAGAAGCAACAAGCCGAGCUUGAGGCCCUCAAAGAGAAGAAUGCGCACCCUCUCUUGACGGAACUGACAUCGGAGCAACAGCGUCUGAUCGAAGAGCAGCUCCGAUGCAUAGAUGAGGCAAGUCAAGCUUCUGGGGCACGCGGGGACAUUGCACUGGCUCAAGCAGAGGCAGCUCGCAUUGAACAUAGGAGCCGCGACGCUUUUUACCAUGCAGCAUAUGCUGAGAAGUACGAAUCUUGCUUGCCAGAUAUUGCCUUUGGGGGCCUAAGUUGGCUGUUGUCAGGUGCAGACCCGGAGUUGGUUAGACUGCAUGCUGAACGUAUGAAGGAGAUAUCUGCCAUUCAAGCGACAAACCCGUUGCCAAAUCAGUCUCUAACAACUCGAGCUGUGGCUGAGGGGUUCUCUGACCCAUUGGAAGAAAUGGCGGAGCGCAAUGUAGACUUCAGAGAGCAAAGGCUUUCCGCUGCAGCUGCUCAGCUUGCUGUCUCACGCAUGCUGCGCAACUUGGGUUACAGGCAGGAUAUAGAAGGUGGCGUACCUGUGCGUCGCGGGGAUGGCCCUGCAAUAUACAAAUCUAAGUUUCCCGGUAUAUACCCAGAGCCCGAGUAUGCAGACGCCUUGCCUGUAAGUCAGCAAGCUAGACGCGAGUUGUUCCUCAAAAUGCAGCAGGAUGAUGGGAAAGUGCGCGCAUUUGGGGAUUUUGUGGAGGAGGCCACCAGGAAAGAAGCGGAUGCCAUUCGGAGUAUGAUGGGGGAAGACGAACGAAUGAUGGAGCAACAGAGGGAGAAGAGGGAAGAAGACGACGAUUGGGCCAGGAUUUGCCUGAGCAAACUCCACUCAAAGAACAUUGCCCUUCAGGAAGCUGGGGAAGCACGCGCAGAGGCUGAGGAGGCGAAAAGGUGCCUGGAGGAGAUGCGCAGAAGAGAAGAGCAGCUUAUAGCCGAGCGGGAUGCUAUGAGUGAACUAGCCCGUAGGCGUGAGGAGGAGGCGGCUCGCGCGAUUGAAGAAGCAGAACGACAAGCAGCUGCGGCAGCGGCUGCAGCAGCUGCAGCAGCUGCGGCAGCGACCAGAAGUCCAAGCCGUUCUCCUACUCUAACAGUCGAAGCAGCUGCGAGCGGCGUUCCACGACGUGGCGCGUCGUCACUAAGCCGGUCACGCACAGUUUCGCUGUCUCGAGCACCGAUACAUUCACCUUCCGAACAUCAUGACGGAACUCCUAGCCGAGCUCCAACCAAAGAAGUGCCAGCUAAUGAUGCAACCCCUCGCCUGAACAUGACAGUACAAGACUCCUUUGAGAUUGCGGCUCCGAAACGCCUGCACACAGCGAUUCCUCAGCAGGGCAGGCGGAAGGGGGAGCUCUUGAACAAUGCCCUAGCAGAGCGAUUGCCGCCGUACAGAUGCGAAGAGUUCGUCUUCCUUUCCCCCCCUGUCGAAGCUACGCCUGUCAAACUAAAGUUCUUGUAUGGGCAAUUGAAGAAGGUUUUUUCUUCUGGAGAGUUGGGCAGCAGCGAACACGUACAAUUGGUGUACGACUUCGCAGUUGGCUGCUGUCAGGAGUUCGUUCGAGAGGAUCCGGCUUCACAGGAAUACGCGAACGCCCUUAUACAGUCUCUGCCUUACUACCCGUACCAGAUUGACAUCCAGCGUGCAGGGAUCAUUGGCCUUCUCAACGUUUUUGAAUCUUCCAAAUUCCAGGAGCAUCUAGCACCUCCAAUAUUCGAAACCCUGACCACUCUCAUGGCUAUAGAUGACAAGGAGCUGCGAUCGGACAUCAUUGCUGUUGUCAUCAACACAGAUUUGGUGGACCUGCUUUUGCAGCAAAUAGAUGAAUCAUCGGAUUGUGAGAUUGUUGCGUUCUGCAUCCACAUCCUAAUUGUAGCCAGAUCGCCUCAUCGAAAGAGCACACAGUACUCCGUGUUUCUUAAAGUCCUGGGGAAAUGGAAACACGAACCCAUCGUUUUGACGAGAGCCUGCUUGGCGAUAGAUGCUGCUGGGCAACGGGCUCAGCUUGAGGGCUUGGCAGCACACGAGCGGAACAAACAGGGAACCUCCGGACAGCGACUGGAAGAAGGGUACGAACACCUCCGGAGACCACCUAGUUACGGCGAAGACGUUCAGCUGGUCGAAUCUAUAACGCCCAAGUGGAUGCCCGACGACGCCAGUGAUGUGGACAGGGUCUUGGAGGUCAUGCAGUUGCACGCCAACAAUCGGAAGCUUCAGGGUGCAGCUUGCCAAGCAGCGUUUCCUCUUCUCCUGUUGGCGGUGUCAACUCAUCCCGACAGCCAAAGUGUAGCUAGCGGUUUCGCCAAUACGAUUGCGAUUGUUGGAAAAAUAUUCGGUCGGCUGACACUUAGCAUCAUCAUCAGCGCCCUUAAGGACAGCAAAGAUGCGUUCACCCUUUGUGCCAACGUGAAUGAAUUUAUAGCGGCCUUCAGCUAUCACGCCAACUCUCUGGCUGACGCAAGAAGAAGAGCUGUAGACCUUGGGGUAAUUGAAGCGAUUAUCAAGAGCAUGACCGCUUGCGCUAACGAUGCUUUGGUUUGUGCGUACGGCUGUCGAGCUAUAUCGCGUCUUGUUUACAAAGAACCGGACGACUCCAAGAUAUAUGCAGAUCUAAUGAGAACACGAGCAAUGACAACUGUCCUCUUCGUUAUGUUCAAACACUCCGCUGAAUCGUGUCUUGCUGAAGAUGCUCUCAGAUGCACGGCGAACUGUGCAGCUAACGAAAUGUGCACAGCUGCCGUUCUAGAGCGAGGCGUGAACGUCAUAUGCAAGGUCGUCUCUGCGCAUUCGGGCAACAUUGAGGUUGUGGCACAGGGAUGCCGUUGCCUCUGGUUACUGUCAUCCCAACCUGGCCUUCAGCAGAUGACUACGAAUCGUGGUGUUUUACUUAUUGAACACGCCGCAACGAGAUAUUCCGCUACAGGUGACACCAAGCGUCUCGUAACGGAAUUUCUGAUGCGCAUUUUGAAGGGGGAAGGCGUGGCACGCCAGAGCAUUGACCCACUUUGGGACACUGGGCUCGACACACUUGGCCGACUCGACGAAGCACAUUCGCCGCGUGUAGAUGUCCCCGCGAAGCAAAGGCAUCCACCUGACGGCAGCUCGCUGGCCAGACAGAUGACCGCGGCUGCGAGCGUACCCUUGAGCGCAAGAGGACCAAACCCUCUUCAUAUAUAA
Molecule: messenger RNA, 4335 nt
Organism: Eimeria mitis
Lineage: Eukaryota; Apicomplexa; Conoidasida; Eucoccidiorida; Eimeriidae
Exons: 19
Coding region: 1-4335 (1444 amino acids)
Source: RefSeq, a predicted model, not a curated record